Molecule: messenger RNA, 726 nt
Organism: Cyclocybe aegerita
Lineage: Eukaryota; Fungi; Basidiomycota; Agaricomycetes; Agaricales; Hemipholiotaceae
Source: the annotation of a GenBank genome assembly
AUGUCGACCACGCAGAAACUCCGUAUCGCAAUUGCAGGAGGCGGGAUCGGCGGUCUCGUUUUCGCGGUCGUCCUGAGCAAGCUGAACCUGGACGAGCACAUCGAAAUCGACGUGUACGAGUCUGCUGCGGAGCUGACGCAGCUUGGAGCGGGAAUUGCGCUUUGGCCACGCGGAUGGGAGAUCCUCAAGACGCUGGGUCUGGAGAAAGACCUGGUCAACAAGUUGCCUCCUGGGACGUGGCCGCACAAGGAGGGCGAGAUAGCGUUUGCGUUUAGGAAGAGUGACAUGAAAGAGGGUGUGCCGAUCCUUGAUAUGAAGCCUGAAGGCGGAAACUUUUUGUACCACCGCGCAGACGUACAACAGGUGCUCUUGAAGCGCAUUUCUUCCACCACACGUUUCCAUCUUUCCAGCCGACUCGUGUCGUACAAACGGCUCAAUUCGCAUGUUGAGCUCGCGUUCAAGGACGGGAAAACCGCGACGUGCGACCUCCUCGUGGGCGCCGAUGGAAUUAAUUCUGCCGUGCGGAAGACGCUGCUGACGGAGGGUCUGCCAGAAGGUCUGAAGGAAGAUGAGAAGAGGAAGAUCUAUGAGGCACCUUGGACUGGCGAGACCGUGUAUCGCUGCUUGAUCGAUAGCGAGGUGAUAAGGAAGAUCGCGCCUGAUCACCCUGGGUUGAAAGGGAGGGUGAUGGUGAGUGGAAUAACCAAGUUGAUGUUGUGCGCGUGA